UCACAAAUUUAUAAUAUAAUUUAUUUUCAAUAUUUUUAUCACUAUUGGUAAUUUGUUUGACGAAAACAAGGUUUUUAAAUAAAGAAAUACAUAACAUCACCAAGUCCUCUGCGCCAUAAUAUUCUGUUCUAAAACAUGGCAGUUGAGCAGGAGCGAAUACAUUCCCAUACGGUUCCGACAAGAUCAAGACUUGAGAUAAAUGUUAGACAAUUACUGCUAAAAUGUGAAAUAAUGGCAAAACAAGAGCCCAUAGAUGGUAACUACAGACUAAAACAAUACGUGAAAUCAUUAAAUGAAAUGAUAACGGAACUGAAGACUGGCCCAGAUAAACCUGGGAAAGAAGUUUUGUCAGAAUACACCAAGAGGGCAGCUUUUUUAAAAGGAGUGAUCCAAACAGCGACACUUAACAGUCCAACAGAGAAGUUGGAAGCAGCACAGUUGCUGUCUCAUGGAGCAGCCACGACAACUGUUGACGGUGCUGCACAAGAGAUACACCAGAAGACGGUAGCCAAAUAUGGUGUCGAACUUAGGUCUGAACUUUUUGGACUAGAAGAGAGUGACGACAAGCUUCGCAAACGUAACAUCAUCAAGGCACCGAAUUUCACCAGCAACAGUACCAGUCAAGAAGAUAUAGAUUCCCUGCUGAAGUACCAUCAGAACAUGCAGGAAAAGGUUGCAGAGAACAUGGUGAUGCUGACAAAGAGUCUGAAGGAACAGUCCCAAAUUGCUAGCACUAUCAUCAAAGGGGAUACUGACGCUCUGAAAAAAUCAUCAGAACUCACAGACAGAAACAUGAUGUCGCUGAAAGUGGAGUCAGAGAGGUUGCAGGAGCACAGCCGCAGCGCUUGGAAGUGUUGGCUGUGGCUGAUGCUGGCUGUUGUUAUGGUUAUAUUUAUAAAUAUGGUGCUCUUCAUGAAAGUUAUGAAGAAACGAAAAUACGACGCGUAAAGGUGCCGAACUCUCUAAAUCUAUCUUCUAAGUAAUUAUUACUUACUGUUAGUUUAAACUUUAGGGUACUCAUUCGAUAAGUAAAUGAAUUAAGCGCUAAAGCUAGAAUUAUUAAUUAUUUAAUUUGUUAUUGUUUUUAUAGAAUUUUAUUUAUUUUAAGUGUGUGGGAUUGAUGCCCAAAGAGUCCAACCAAGUUUGCUUGAUCAAAGCCUACUAUAGUAUAUUCCAAAGCUCUUCGUUACAGAAAAUACUACAUUGUACUAAUGUGUGGGCUAUGGAAUGUCCUCUAUAGAAAAUAUUUUAUAUAAUAUUUUAUAAAAAAUACUUUUUUUAAACUAUGAUUUUUUCACUAAAGACAUCCAAAAUAACGUUCUGCUUGCUAAUUACAAGCUAUAGAAACUGGGCAGUUGGUACUGGGUAAAAGAAACAAAUAAAUUCGUUUUCAACGUUC
Messenger RNA from Aricia agestis (brown argus), 1399 nucleotides. It is a transcript of the gene Use1, whose product is annotated as vesicle transport protein USE1. The coding region runs from base 136 to 948 and encodes 270 amino acids. The record is from RefSeq and is a predicted model, not a curated record. NCBI's taxonomy places the organism in Eukaryota, Metazoa, Arthropoda, Insecta, Lepidoptera, Lycaenidae. Gene Ontology annotation, molecular function: SNAP receptor activity. Gene Ontology annotation, cellular component: SNARE complex; endoplasmic reticulum. The transcript has 7 exons. Gene Ontology annotation, biological process: retrograde vesicle-mediated transport, Golgi to endoplasmic reticulum.